GCGCCGCUCGGAGGCAGGGCGGGCGUAUUCAAUGGAAGUAUGUUACCAGCUGCCGGUGCUGCCCCUGGACAGGCCGGUCCCCCAGCACGUCCUCAGCCGCCGAGGAGCCAUCAGCUUCAGCUCCAGCUCCGCGCUCUUCGGCUGUCCCAAUCCCCGGCAGCUCUCACAGCGACGUGGAGCUAUUUCCUAUGACAGUUCUGAUCAGACUGCGUUGUACAUUCGUAUGCUAGGAGAUGUACGCGUAAGGAGCCGAGCAGGAUUUGAAUCAGAAAGAAGAGGUUCUCACCCAUACAUCGAUUUUCGUAUUUUUCACUCUGUGCAUGGAUUCCUGUUAUGGGCGAGGGCUACAGGAUUGACAAGAAGUGAAGCAUCUGGCUGUUCUAAGUCUCAAUCUGAGAUUGAAGUAUCUGUCUCUGCAAGGAAUAUCAGGAGGUUACUAAGUUUUCAGCGGUAUCUUCGAUCGUCACGCUUUUUCCGUGGUACUACUGUUUCAAGUUCUCUAAACAUUUUAGAUGAUGAUUACAAUGGACAAGCCAAGUGUAUGCUUGAAAAAGUUGGAAAUUGGAAUUUUGAUAUCUUUCUAUUUGAUAGACUAACAAAUGGGAAUAGUCUAGUAAGCUUAACCUUUCAUUUAUUUAGUCUUCAUGGAUUAAUUGAGUACUUCCACUUAGAUAUGAUGAAACUUCGCAGAUUUUUAGUUAUGAUUCAAGAGGAUUAUCACAGUCAGAACCCUUACCACAAUGCAGUCCAUGCUGCAGAUGUUACUCAGGCCAUGCACUGUUACUUAAAAGAACCGAAGCUUGCCAAUUCUGUAACCCCCUGGGAUAUCUUGCUGAGCUUAAUUGCAGCUGCCACUCAUGAUCUGGACCAUCCAGGUGUCAAUCAACCUUUCCUUAUUAAAACAAACCAUUACUUGGCAACUUUGUACAAGAAUACCUCAGUCCUGGAAAAUCACCACUGGAGAUCUGCAGUGGGCUUGUUGAGAGAAUCCGGAUUAUUCUCACAUAUGCCGUUAGAAAGCAGGCAGCAAAUGGAGACUCAGAUAGGUGCUCUGAUACUAGCCACCGACAUCAGUCGCCAGAAUGAGUAUCUGUCGUUGUUUAGGUCCCAUUUGGAUAGAGGUGACUUAUGCCUGGAAGACACCAGACAUAGGCAUUUGGUCUUACAGAUGGCUUUGAAAUGUGCUGAUAUCUGUAACCCAUGUCGGACCUGGGAAUUAAGCAAGCAGUGGAGUGAGAAAGUAACAGAAGAAUUCUUCCAUCAAGGAGAUAUAGAAAAAAAGUAUCAUUUGGGUGUGAGUCCACUCUGUGAUCGUCAGACUGAAUCUAUUGCCAACAUCCAGAUUGGUUUUAUGACUUACCUAGUGGAGCCUUUAUUUACAGAAUGGGCCAGGUUUUCGAACACAAGGCUGUCCCAGACUAUGCUUGGUCACGUGGGGCUGAAUAAAGCGAGCUGGAAGGGACUGCAGAGGGAACAGUCCAGCAGCGAGGACACUGAUGCUGCGUUUGAGUUGAACUCACAGCUAUUACCUCAGGAAAACCGGUUAUCUUAACCCCAGAACCAGAGGGACAGACUGCCUCCUGGAGGUUUCUAGAAAUGUGAAAUGGGGUCUGGAGGUGAGAGAACUUACUCUGGACUGCCAAGGUUUCCAAGUGAAUGAUGCCAGCAUUAUUUAUUUCCAAGACUUCCUCUGUUGGAUCAUUGAAGCCCACUUUUUAAUUAUGAGACCUGAACCCAUAGCAAUAUGCAUUUGGCUUUUGUGUGAAACCUUGAAUAUGCAAAGCCCAGCAGGAGAGAGUACAGAAGGAGUCUGGAAGGCCCUUUGGAGGUAUGCCACGUGGUUUUCAGAGCAUUUCUUCUUCAAACCCUGAAACUUGAACAGAAUCUCUCAGCAGCAAUCUCUUGGAAGUUAACCAGUCUGAUGGAACAGUGUGUAUCUGUACCUUCCACUAAGUUCUCUCUGAGAAAACGGAAAUGUGAAGUGCCCAGCCUCUGCUGCCUCCGGCAAGACUCAAUGUUUACAAAUCAACUCUGAAAAUAUUGGUUCUCAAUUGCCUUGGAGCACGAUUGUGAAGGAACCACUAAAAAACAAAACUUAAUGAUCAAACUUUUAGACUGCAGCUCUUUCCCCCCUGGUUUGCCUUUUUUUCUUCUUUGGAUGCCACCAAAGCCUCCCAUUUGCUAGUUUUAUUUUGUGCACUGGAAACUGAGCAUUUAUCACAGAAAACCGCCAAGCUUUCACUCCAGUGCUGUUUGGCAAUGCAAAUUUAAAAAAAACAAACAAACAAACACAACUGUUAGUUUUGCUUUGGGGUGGGAGGGGAGAACACUGGUGUCCUGGCUGUCCUCUGGUCGUGCAGUGGAGACAUUGCAUGUUGUUUUCACUUCUGUACACUUGACCUGCACAUGCAAGAAAAAGGUGGAAUGUUUCAAACACGCAGUCAGCUCAGGGUAUUUGCCAAUCUGAAAUAAAGUGGGAUGGGGAAGUGUGUCCUUCAGAUUAAGGGUACGAAAGUCCCUUUUGCUGCAGUGAGAGGUAUGUUGUGUGUGGAUGUGUGGGCGUGUGUUUGCGUGCAUGUUUGUGUGUGUAUGACUGUGCAUGUGUUAUGUUCAUCCAUGUGGGAAGGGAUUGGAAAUGUAAGCUUUUAUUUAUUCUUGUAGAAUGUGACAUAAUGAGCAGCCACACUUGGGGGAGGGGAAGGUAGGUAAGCUGUAACAGAUUGCUCCAGUUGCCUUAAACUAUGCACAAAGCUAAGUGACCAAACUUUUCGUUUUGAUUUGAAAAAAAAAAAAAAAAAAGUGCAUUGUUUUCUUGUCCCUCCCUUUGAUGAAACGUUACCCUUGAUGGGCCUUUUGAUGUGAACAGAUGUUUUCUAGGACAAAAACUUAAGGACUAAUUUUAAACGUAAAACAUUCCACUUUUGUAAUUUGUUUUAAAUUGUUUUAUGUAUAGUAAGCACAACUGUAAUCUAGUUUUAAAGAGAAACUGGUGCUUUCUUUUAGUUCAUUUGUAUUUCCCUUGUUACUGUAAAAGACUGUUUAUUAAUUAUGUUUACAGUUUGUUGCAACAGCCAUUUUCUUGGGAGAAAGCUUGAGUGUAAAGCCAUUUGUAAAAGGCUUUGCCAUACUCAUUUUAAUAUGUGCCUGUUGCUGUUAACUUUUGAUGAAUA
Lepus europaeus (European hare) is the source of this 3170-nucleotide messenger RNA. RefSeq names its product phosphodiesterase 7A (gene PDE7A). Gene Ontology annotation, molecular function: 3',5'-cyclic-AMP phosphodiesterase activity. The record is from RefSeq and is a predicted model, not a curated record. Lineage: Eukaryota; Metazoa; Chordata; Mammalia; Lagomorpha; Leporidae. Bases 32 to 1552 code for a protein of 506 amino acids. The transcript has 14 exons.